UACUCUCCAGUUGUUAUGCCCCAGGAAAAGAGGAAUUCGGUUUCGGAAAUGUAGCUAAUCGUUGACACAUUUUUAUUAUAAACUUAUUGCUUCAGUUAAACAUGGCUAAAACUAUGAUUUUGAGUGUCUUCCUGAUUACUUCUUGUUUCUUAUUCAAUUACGUGACAUGUGCAAAGACUGUUGUAACUAUCGGUGUACUUUUAGAAGACUUAACCUCCCAGAUAACUAUCCCUUUAAAUAGUACAAUUUAUAAGAAGAAUAUGUUUGAUCAGAGGGCUUACUUUUCUACAAAAAUUAUGAAAGUUUCUGGUACAGAUGAUUUUGAAGCAAGUCAAACAUUAUGCAAUAUGUUGCAAAGCGACAUGGGAGUGGUAGCGAUAUAUUCAGAUGCUGUUAAAUCUGUACCAAUUUUGGAGUCUACUUGUACAAACUUUGAAAUUCCGUUUAUUAGUACUUCUUGGAGAAAUCCAUCUGCAUCUAAAAAGGACACCACCGAAACUGAAGCCAGAGCACUUUUAAAUUUUUUCCCGGAAGCUGAAUUAUAUUCUAAAGGUCUAGCUGAGAUUGUAAGAAGUUUACAAUGGAAAAGUUUUAUUAUUAUUUAUGAAUCUGAAGAAGGUCUAGUUAGAAUGCAGGAGAUUUUAAAGCUUCAAGAACUAAGUCCUGAGUCUAGAAAGAAUAAUAUUCUUGUAAUGCAACUAGGACCCGGUCCUGACUAUAGGCCCAUUUUAAAAAAGAUAAGAAAUACAACUGAAGAAAAUAUUAUUUUAGACUGUCAAAAUGAGAACAUUUUAGCAGUAUUGUCACAAGCUAAGAGCGUUGGAAUGCUAACAUUGCAUAACAGAUAUUUUUUAACUUCAUUGGACGCCCAUACAAUAGACUUUUCGGUUUUAAAUACAACGGCUAAUAUAACAACUAUAAGACUUCAUGAUCCAAAAAGUGAUGACUUCUUAAAUACAAUCCAUCGUUGGGAACUUACAGAAUUUGAAAACCACAAUAAAAGGAUACCACUGGACCCAUUAUCAAUUAAGACAGAAACUGUUCUCUUCCAUGAUGCAAUACUUCUUUUAACGGAUACAAUAAAUGCUUUGACUAUAAAACCUGGAAUAAGUAAUAAGCCAUUGCUUUGUAAUGGAACAGAUAUUUCAGAGCAUGGAUUUAUUUUAAGAAAGUAUACUCAAAUCAACAAACCGUCACUUACCUUAACAGGGCCAAUAAAAUUUAAUGAUGAAGGUGAGCGGAUCGAUUUUAAUAUUCACGUGAUAGAUAUAAUAGACGAUUCUGUUAUUGCUACAUGGUACUCCAGUAAUGAAACACUGUAUUUGGCUAGAGACUACAAUCAGACUAUAGAUGCUGCUAUUCUAAAUUUACAAAAAAUUACAGUAAUCGUCUCAUCCAGAAUUGGGGAACCGUACCUAAGAUACAGAAACGUUUCUUACGAGGGAGAAGUAUUGACAGGAAACAAUAGAUAUGAAGGCUAUUCCAUGGAUUUAAUAGCAGGAAUUGCCAAAAUCAUCGGAUUUAACUUUCAGUUUGAAUUGACUGAAAAAUAUGGAAAUUGGGAUGCGUCUGAGAAAAGAUGGAAUGGUUUAGUUGGGGAGAUAAUAGAGAAAAGAGCUCAUCUGGCAAUAUGUGAUUUGACUAUAACACCAGAACGAAGAGAAGUAGUAGAUUUUAGCAUGCCUUUUAUGACUUUGGGUAUAAGUAUAUUGCAUAAAGCUCCUACUAAAGAAGACGUCAACAUAUUUGGUUUCCUUGACCCUUUCUCUCCCAUCGUAUGGAUAUACACUGCUACGUUAUAUUUGGUUAUUUCUAUCGUACUAUUUUUUAUAUCGAGAAUGACUCCCGGUGACUGGGAAAAUCCCCAUCCGUGUGAAGACAAUCCAGAAGAACUAGAAAAUAUUUGGGAUAUUCGAAACUGUCUUUGGCUUACACUCGGAUCAAUAAUGACUCAGGGAUGUGAUAUUCUACCAAAGGGAAUUUCAUCUAGAUUGGCAGUAGGUAUGUGGUGGUUCUUCUCGCUUAUUAUGACCAGUUCUUAUACUGCUAAUUUAGCAGCCUUUUUGACCAAAGCCAACCUGGAACCACCUAUAGACGGAGCAGAAGCUUUAGCCAAACAAACAAAAAUUAAAUAUGGUUGUCUAGCUGGUGGAGCCACAGAGUCUUUCUUCAAAAAUUCAAAUUUUACGACAUAUCAAAGGAUGUGGAUGAAUAUGAUUCAAGCAAAGCCUAGCGUAUUCGAAGAUACGAAUCCUGAUGGAGUAUAUCGAGUACAAAACACCAAGAAUAAUUUAUACGCUUUUCUAAUGGAGUCAACCCAAAUAGAGUAUGAGGUUGAAACUAAAUGCAAUUUAAAACAAAUUGGAGGAACGCUGGAUUCAAAAAGUUUUGGAAUUGCCAUGCCUAUGAAUUCUCCAUACAGAAGCGCUAUAAACAGAGCUGUUUUAAAAAUGCAGGAAGCCGGCGAUCUUGGAGAACUAAAAACUAAAUGGUGGAAAACAAAAAGAUUAGAAAAAUCUUGCGAAGGUACAGGUGAUGAGGGCGACAGUCUUAAGUUAGGCCUAGCCAAUGUCGGUGGUGUGUUUUUAGUAUUAGGAAUUGGUAUAGGGCUCUCCUGUGCAUUUGCUAUACUAGAAUUUCUUUGGAACUGCAGAAAUGUUUCUGUUGAAGAACAUAUACCUUAUAUGGAAGCGUUAAAAGUGGAGUUAAAAUUUGCCUGUAAUAUCUUUAUUACAAGAAAAAGAGUCAAACCACUACUAUCUGAAAAUAAUUCAUCUGAGAAUAGUGAUAAAGGCGACGAAAAAAAUGAUAACAAAAACAUGUUCCAGAGUAUGUUGCGGAGUAUUGGUUCUAAUUUAAAUAUAAACAGUUCGUAAAAUUGUUAAAUUUUAUCAUAAUAAAUUAAUUUUAUUGUAAAGAUU
Molecule: messenger RNA, 2921 nt
Organism: Diabrotica virgifera virgifera (western corn rootworm)
Lineage: Eukaryota; Metazoa; Arthropoda; Insecta; Coleoptera; Chrysomelidae
Product: glutamate receptor ionotropic, kainate 2-like
Exons: 17
Coding region: 102-2876 (924 amino acids)
Biological process (GO): monoatomic ion transport; modulation of chemical synaptic transmission; synaptic transmission, glutamatergic
Cellular component (GO): plasma membrane; postsynaptic membrane
Molecular function (GO): transmitter-gated monoatomic ion channel activity involved in regulation of postsynaptic membrane potential; glutamate-gated receptor activity
Source: RefSeq, a predicted model, not a curated record